Didymodactylos carnosus is the source of this 1524-nucleotide messenger RNA. The record is from the annotation of a GenBank genome assembly. Lineage: Eukaryota; Metazoa; Rotifera; Eurotatoria; Philodinida; Philodinidae.
AUGUUCUCUCAAGUACCGCUACGAAUAUCUAAAGCCACAACAACUUGUUUCCAAAACUGUUUAAAAUGUUCAGUCAAUCAAAUACGAUAUGCAUCUUCUAGUGGAGACCAGUAUGAUUUGGUUGUCAUCGGAUCCGGACCAGGUGGUUACGUUGCUGCUAUCAAAGCAGCACAACUUGGUUUAAAGACCGCUUGUGUUGAAAAAAAUGAGACUUACGGUGGUACGUGUUUAAAUGUGGGAUGUAUUCCCUCAAAAGCCAUGUUACACAAUUCACAUCUAUAUCAUUUGGCUAAACAUGGUGAAUUACAGAAACGAGGAAUCGAAUUUCAGGGAGUAAAUUUAAAUCUUCCGGUGUUUAUGAAACAAAAAGAGGACGCUGUCAAAGGUUUAACGAAUGGCGUAGCUUAUUUAUUUAAAAAUAAUAAGGUAACAGGUUAUCGAGGUUUCGGCACAAUAAGUGGACAAAAUCAAGUAACAGUGAAAAAAGACGAUGGAUCAACUGAAACACUAAAUGCAAAAAAUAUUCUCCUAGCUGUUGGCUCCGAAGUGACACCAUUCCCUGGCAUAGAAAUUGAUGAAGAAACAAUUGUUUCAUCAACCGGAGCUUUAUCAUUAAAACAAGUGCCAAAAAGAAUGGUACUAAUAGGUGCUGGUGUUAUUGGACUUGAACUGGGUUCCGUAUGGAGUCGUCUUGGUGCAGAAGUGAUUUGUGUCGAAUUUUUAAGUCAUAUUGGAGGUUUAGGCAUCGAUAUGGAAGUGUCAAAACAAUUUCAAAAAAUUUUAACCAAACAAGGUUUAAUAUUUAAAUUAGAUACAAAAGUGACUGGUGCCGAAAAGACGGAUUCAGGAGUCAAAGUACAUGUUGAAGGCGCAAAAGGAGGCGAUAAAAAAGAAACACUUGACUGCGAUUCAGUAUUAGUUUGUAUUGGACGAAGACCGUAUACUAAAAAUCUUGGACUCGAAAGUGUUGGUAUCACAUUGGACAAACGUGGAAGAAUUGAUGUCGAUAAACGUUUUCAAACGUCGUGUAAAAAUAUUUAUGCGAUUGGAGAUUGUAUUCAAGGUCCAAUGUUAGCGCAUAAAGCUGAAGAUGAAGGUAUAAUAUGUGUUGAAAGUAUCGUAACGGGACACGAUCCACAUAUCGAUUACAAUUGUAUACCAUCUGUUAUUUACACGUUUCCCGAAGUAGCGUGGAUUGGAAAAUCUGAAGAACAACUAAAAGAAGAAGGUAUUAAGUAUAAAAUUGGAAAAUUUCCAAUGGCAGCUAAUAGUCGGGCGAAAACAAUUAAUGAAACAGAUGGAUUUGUUAAAGUUUUAUCGGAUGAAAAAACGGAUCGAUUACUUGGAGCACAUAUAGUCAAUUCAGUUGCUGGUGAAUUAAUCAACGAAGCUUCACUUGCACUUGAAUAUGGUGCGUCUAGUGAAGAUAUCGCUCGAGUUUGUCAUGCACAUCCAACUUGGUCUGAGUCAUUCAAAGAGGCAAAUUUACAAUCCUAUGCCGGAAAAGCGAUUAAUUUUUCAUAA